Messenger RNA from Budorcas taxicolor (takin), 875 nucleotides. RefSeq names its product ribosome biogenesis protein NSA2 homolog. Gene Ontology annotation, cellular component: nucleolus; preribosome, large subunit precursor. Gene Ontology annotation, biological process: maturation of LSU-rRNA; maturation of 5.8S rRNA. NCBI's taxonomy places the organism in Eukaryota, Metazoa, Chordata, Mammalia, Artiodactyla, Bovidae. The record is from RefSeq and is a predicted model, not a curated record.
AUGCCACAAAAUGAAUAUAUUGAGUUACACCGUAAGCGCUAUGGAUAUCGUUUGGAUUACCAUGAGAAAAAGAGAAAGAAGGAAGGUCGAGAGGCUCAUGAACAUUCAAAGAAGGCAAAAAAGAUGAUUGGUCUAAAAGCUAAGCUCUACCAUAAACAGCGCCAUGCUGAGAAAAUACAAAUGAAAAAGACUAUUAAGAUGCAUGAAAAGAGAAACACCAAACAGAAGAAUGAUGAAAAGACUUCACAAGGAGCAGUACCUUCAUAUUUACUGGACCGAGAAGGACUGUCUCGAGCUAAAGUACUUUCCAAUAUGAUUAAACAGAAACGAAAAGAGAAAGCGGGAAAAUGGGAGGUCCCUCUGCCUAAAGUUCGUGCCCAGGGAGAAACAGAAGUAUUAAAAGUUAUUCGAACUGGAAAAAGAAAGAAGAAGGCCUGGAAGAGGAUGGUUACUAAAGUCUGCUUUGUUGGAGAUGGCUUUACUAGAAAACCGCCUAAAUAUGAAAGAUUCAUUAGGCCAAUGGGAUUACGUUUCAAGAAGGCUCAUGUAACACAUCCUGAACUGAAAGCCAGCUUUUGCUUGCCAAUACUUGGUGUAAAGAAGAAUCCCUCAUCCCCACUAUAUACAACUUUGGGUGUUAUUGCCAAAGAAACCGUCAUUGAGGUGAACGUAAGCGAGUUGGGCCUUGUAACACAAGGAGGCAAAGUCAUCUGGGGAAAAUAUGCCCAGGUUACCAAUAAUCCUGAAAAUGAUGGAUGCAUAAAUGCAGUCUUACUGGUUUGACAGCAGUUACAUACAAAUAACUCCUUAUAAUUACUGAAGACUACACACCAGUUGGGAAACCAUUACUCUGAUAUUUCUGAAUACUAUCAAUC